This is a messenger RNA of Xyrichtys novacula (pearly razorfish), 38225 nucleotides long. Lineage: Eukaryota; Metazoa; Chordata; Actinopteri; Labriformes; Labridae. The record is from the annotation of a GenBank genome assembly.
GAGUGGUAACGGUUCAGCUACACAGACUGCCAUUUUACAUUGAGAGUGCUAACAUUAGCUGCCCGAAGGAGUAACACACCACUGUAUCACCUGUGCAGUGCUUAUCUACUUUGCACGAGUCCUGUUUAGGCAACGUUAUAGGACGAACAGACAUCCUGAAACGAAUCACUGUUCCAAGCACAGGUGACAUAAACUGUUCCGUUCAGACCGAGGGUGAGUGUGUCUGUUGAAGUUAUCCAGAAGCUAUUCUAGCUAGCUCCUGAUACCAUAACAUUCCCACGGUGCUGUUUCUGUUUCUGUAAGCCGGAUCUCCAAAGUACUGCAAGUGUUUAUGUGUGGCUUUAUGUGUGGCUUAUAAUCUUGGAUGAGCUUCAUCUUGACAUUUAGGUGACAGUUGACAUCAUUGCAGAGUUGUUUGGUUGCAUGACUAAGUUGUGAUGUAUCUCAGAUGUCCUGGACCUGGAGCAGCUGCUUUUGGCUCUGAUGUAGAAAUCUGUAGUUAUUAAUGGAUGUAAAGGGUUGUGCACCUGAUGUUAUUGAGCUUUGUCAUUUUCACCAACUUUAAUGCCACACUUCACGAUUAAACAGAUAAGAUCAUGUUUUGAGAAAGUAAAGCUCCAAAAAGCAGAUACAGGAGAGGGACCAAUGCUGUGAUAGAAGCGUCAUAUAAAAACACAGUCAUAUUUAUCUGUGAAAGCUUUAACUGUCCAUGGAUGUAAACAUAAAGAUAUUCAGUCAGGUUGAAAAACACAGGAUUGUUUAUCCUAGUAAAAAUUUAAGAUAACUUCGGUAAGAGCCUGUAAUAAUUAACAGUGGAUUUAUAAUUCUAAACAGGCAUGACUCACAUUUUACACAUUAGUUUAUUUUUUCUUCUUUUGACAGCUUUGAACUUCCUUGACUUAAAGAGUUAUUGCUCACAGCUUCUGCUGGUGUGGUGUACUCUGUAGCAGCAUGCUGUUAGGCUGUGCUCACAUUUGUUAGCAAUCACCUGAUGGCGAAGUUUUGAAGGUUUUAGUUGAGACAUACUGAACCAAUAAUGACCGCAGAGUUCAGUCUUUGCUUCAGCAGCCAACACUGUGUUUUUAUGGUCUAAACAUAUUCAGGCCAUGAGGGAGCUGAAAACUGAAGCUAGGAGGCAAACCUCGGCUCGGGUCUUCUAAUGUAAUUCUGAAAAGUGAAGAAGUCAGUGAAGCUGUGUUUGGUGUGGAGUUUUUUUAUAAUGAUAGAUGGAGACUGCUGCUGAUCGCUUCUGAUCAGAGGGGUCCCAAAGUACUGUUGCUAGGUGAUACGUUGGUUGAUAGUUUACACACUUGGUCCACGAGGUAACUUAGGAUCUCUCCUGCUCUUCAGCUGGCCUUGAAGUUGAUCCCUUGUACGGUGCUCCUCCAGUUAGUGGAUUUUGACUUUUGUGCGGGUUCCUGUAGAGGUGAGGGCAGGGCUGUCAGUGUGUAUUAGAUUCUCAUAAUUUAUUUUUCAUCCUUCUCCAUGUUUUCAGGAUGAUUGAUGUAUCAUUUGACCAUCACAACUGUGAUGUACUUAUGCAUAAUAUUCACAUCCCAGGGUCAUAAAACCACAUCAUGCUGUCACUGUUGUUUUUCAGGAUUCAUGUUUGAUAAGUUUCUAAUAUCCCUUAAAUGCAGCCCCUCAUAUGACUAUUGGAUGUAAACAUAGCACAACUACUGCCAUCAUUGAUAGCCCGGCAGAUGCUCUGUUUGGUGUAGAGAUGGCUUUUUUUUCUAGCACUUUGUUAACCCUAAGAGAGCUCUUCAUAUGAAAAUCUGUUGUAAGGAGUGAGGAGGAUUUCUUAGAGGCUUUAGAGUGACUCAGCUCAGGAAACUCUUCAGCCUCUUAAAAGUCCUCUCAUCUCUUCUGUACAGAUUUUCACAUUAGGAGGGAAUAACUUUUACUGCGCUCUCUUAGGAACGGAAAGGCUUUGUGAAUAACUUUUAUCUUUAUACAGUUCUAGCCUCAACUUUUGAGGAAGAUUCUUAGAAAACGACAUGACUCAGAGAAUUUCAUCCGAGAAGCAACUCUUCAGAUCAGGAGGCUCUGUGAAUUCAGGCCAAGGACUCAUCAGGGAUCACUGCAUGGUCUGGAGUCACUGAACUCAUCAUAUCAUUUUAUUCUCUGGUAUCUUUAGCAGCAAUGUCACAUUGUUUUUGGAGUUUGUGUCCUGUAACUUUGGUGGCUGCAGUUUCACCUCUGCUCCAACAUUUGUCAGACAAAAGCAGAAAUUGAUUUAAAUUCUAUUGUGAUGCAUCAAACCAAAUCUGACAGCUGACAGCGUUUUCAUGUGACAGCUUUGACACAAUCAGAAACAACUCUGUUUACUAUGAUCAUAUAUUUUAGUGCUAUUCAUUUUGCUCAUAACUUGUUUAUUGUAACUUUGUACUUGGUCCAAGUAUGAGAGCAGUGCAAGUAAUUAACAGUUACAUUGGGAACUUAUUGUCUAAAUUUUCUGGGAAACAUUAGCUACUUAAGACCCUGGUUGAUCGGGACUGCAUGCUAAAGUGCUGACACAGUGCUCUGCUGUUCAGUCAGGCGCUUCAGCAUCAUCUUCACUGUCUUAACUUUCGGUGCUGGUUUGAGGUUGGUUAUCAGCCUACAGUCACUCCCUUUCACUUUGCUUCAUUGUCAUGUGACAGAAAACUAGCAAGUGUGCUGUCAGGGGAGUAAAAGAGAGACUUUAAGGAGAACACUGAGAGUUUCUUUAGUUGGCUGGCUUGUUUUUCUGAAAAUGUUGUUCAUGAUUCAUGAAGUUGGUGAUGCGGUGUGGAUGUGGCAUGCAUCGGCACAGAACGCUCACAGUUUUGGAGAAAGAAGCUGAAAAACUUGAAGUGGCUCUGCUUUGUAGAUGGCACAAUGCACUGCAUUCAAUCUGAAACCUAGUGAUGAAAUAAGAGACAAUGUUGAUUUGCACAGUGUAUCGUAGUUGUGCCGCUCCUAAAUCUUCACUGGUAGUUGGUGUUUUGAGCAAAUAAAACAGAUAUGAGCAGUUUUGUCAUUGUGUAGUCUGAAUGUGACUACAUGUACACCUCUCAGAUGAAUUACACUGUACAGUCUGUGUUUGACCUACCCACAGCUUCAAUUUAAUGUGUUGUGGGUUCCUGUUAAAUGUCUGACCAUUUGUUGUCUUCAUGUCAUACAAAAGUAUUCACCCUCUUCACCAUAUCCACUUGUUACAGCUGCAAAUUCACUCCAUUUGUAAAGUAUCCUCCAUCCACUCCAAAGGGAGUAACUUAAAAGUUCAAACAGUAAACCCCUUCCUCCUGGAAAAACUGGAACAGUCAAAGAGGGUGAAUAUUUAUCUGAAGAACUGCAUUGACUGUAAUUGUCUUUGUCUGUCUGGUCUUGCAUGUGUUUGUAUGUUAGUGUGAAGCCGUGGAUGGAAAGCCUGGAACCUGAAAUCCUGUAUGUGUCUCCGGAGCAGGCUGGGCAGCCCACUCUCCCCCUCCCUAACUCUGAGGGCUCCAACUUGGCACUGGGGGGGUAAGGAGCCACAGCCCACUGUACUCUGUUCAUAGUAGAAAAUAAGAAUAACUUUACUAAUCCCCGAAGGGAAAUUCAAUUGUCUGUUGUUUCACAUAAUAUAUCUGACAGUUAUCUACUAUUUAUACAAGAGUUAUAAAGUCUGAUGGCUGUUGUUACAAAAGAUCUUCUGAAUCCUUCUGUCCUGCAGCGAAGAGAGAGGAGCCGUCCAAUACCAUGGACACAUUUAGUCCAUCAAGGUGUUGUGAAGUGGGUGAUCCAUGUUCUUUAGAAUAGUCUCCACCUUCCUCAGUGUAAAUCUCUCCACCACAUCCUCCACUGAGUCCAGCUUCAGUCCUUCCAGAGAGCCAGCCUUUUUCACCAGUUUGUUAAGACGUCUUGCAUCUUUGUGUUUGAUGCUUCCUCCCUAGCAGACUGCAGCAUAGAACAGAACACUGUAGACACAACAGACUGAUAAAACAUCUGCAGCAUCUUACUACAGACGUCUAUUGAUCGGAGUCUUCUCAGGCAAAAGAGGCAGAUCUGCCCCUUUCUGUAGAUGUAGUCUAUAUUCUUAGACCAGUCCAACUUUUUAUCCAGAUGUACACCUAGGUAUUUAUAUGAUGUCACCACUUCGAUGUCCACUCCACAGGUGUUCACUGGUUGAAGAGGGGGUUUGGAUCUAUGGAAGUCUAUGACCAUCUCCUUUGUCUUUGAGGUGUUGAGGAGGAGGCAGUUUUUGUGACUCCAGUCACUGAAGGCUCUUAUCAGAUCUCUGUAUUCAGCUUCUUGUCCAUUUCUGAUACAUGCCACAAUAGCAGUGUCAUCUGAGUAUUUCUGGAUGUGGCAGGACCAUAGACUGUAUAUACUAUGGACAAAUCUGCCUACCACCUGUAUACGGAUUUGGAGCCAAAAAGCUCUCGAUAUUUACGUGAUUUUCUUUAUUUCCUGAAACCAGCGCUGCGCAGUAGCGAUGCGCGCAUUCGGCCGCGCAGUCGCCGAGAGUCCCAGUGAUGACGCUCGGCUCAAACAGCGUAUUCCCCCGGAAGAGCUACGCAAUCCCUGAACGCCCAUAGGCUGUACCAGGUGUCAAUCAUAGAAAACAUGAACCCCCUAAUAACUUUUAAAAACGGAGCUGUACAGAAAAAAAAGGACUUGGGCACAAACCAGUCUUACUGUAACUAUAUGUCAACAUCACAACCAGGGGGGAGAAAAAAUUAUGUUCUGUGUAAUAAAUUUCUAAAGUUUGUCCACAGUCCCAUAAGCUUUGAUGGUGGAGGCGGGAUUUAUGACCUGUACUGCAGCCCACCAUCAGAGGGUGCUGUUCUCGGAGUGGCUUUACCCAGCGAGGAGGCAGACUCUGUCCAUCUUAUAUACAGUCUAUGGUCUAAACUGCUAAUGCUACUCGUACCGUCAGCAGUGACAGGCUGUACAGACUCUGCUCGCAUUUUCAUGCUUCCCGCAUAAUCACUCGGGGACAACAGAUUUGUUAUGUUGCCGGUUUAUCGGCUUAAUUGCUAGACGUCACUAUGGGGAGACAUUGAAUAACUCCUCAACUAUGACAUCUUCUGAGGAUGACUCAAAGUCACAGCUGACAUCUGUUUUGCUGCCCUCAACUCUGCGUUUAGCUCCGUGUUAGGUCAUUCUGUUUACUUCUCCUGUUUACUUCUCCGGUAACUUACAGAAGUGAGCAGGAAAAGCCAGACUCUGAUUGGCUGUUGUGACGCACGUAUCUGCCAUGUUUGAUCUAGUAAAUAUGCUCACAGCUGAUCACCGUGAUCGAACUGAAAUUUAUUGCGAUCGUCGAUCACGAUCAUAUAAUCGCCCAGUCCUAGGAGGAAAGGGAGAAGUUGUAGUGGAGAUUUGUUGCGGAGAGGAAGGUGGAUCAGCAGUGGAAGUGGGUGUGACUGCAGUGUCAAAUCUGUUGAAGAACAGGUUGAGUUCAUCAGCUCUUUCCAGAUCACCCACCACUGGCUGUCUUUUCUUUUGACUGCUGUGUCCAGAGAUGGUACUGAUUCCUCUCCACACUUCAUGGAUGUUGCUGUGUUGAAGAUUAUUCUCUAUCCUCUUUUUGUACUCCAGCUUUGCCAUCUUCAGUCUCCUCUUCAACUCUUGUUGCACUUGUUGAAGUUGUUAUUUGUCACCAUCUUUAAAAGCUUUCUUUUUCUGGUUAAGGAUUGCUUUUAUGUCACUUGUGAUCCAGGGUUUGUUGUUGGGGAAACAGUGAACAGUCUUUGUCUGUAUAACUGUGUCUCUACAGAAGUUGACAUAUUCAGUAAAGCAGUCAACCUGUUCAUACUAUCCACGUCUGUUUCCAGCAGCACAUUCCAGUCUGUUGAUUUAAAACAGUCCCCUAGAGCUUCACAGGCUUGAGGUGUCCAUCUUCUUAUUUUGACUUUGGUCACAGGCUGCCUCAGUACACAAGGUCUGUAACAGGUUUGUAGAUAGACCGUUAUGAUCUGACUUGCCCAGUGGUGGUAAGGCAGUGGCUCUGUAGGCUUCUUUGAUGUUGGCAUACAGCAGAUCCAGGGUUUUGUUUUCUCUGGUAGGACAGUUCACAAACUGUGUGAAUCCAGUCAGGUGAGAGGAGAGGGUGACAUGGUUGAAGUCUCUUCAUAAUAUUAUUAUUAGUGGCUCCAGGUGUUGAGUCUGUAGCCUGGCAACACUUUUUUGCAAAACAUCACACAGAAUUUCUUCAGUUGAUUUGGGUGGGAUGUAAACAGCUAUUGUUAUUAUGACUGAAUUCUCUUUGAACAUAAUAUGGCCGAAGAGCAACUGCCAACAGUUCAAUAUCUGGACAACACAACUUCUCCUUGACAGUUAUGUGUGAAGGGUUACACCAUCUCUGGUUGACAAAUAAAGCCAGACCUCCUCCUUUCUUCUUGCCACUAGCUUGAGCAUCUCUGUCUGACCUUAUGAGAGUGAAACCAGGUAGAUCCAAACUGGAGUCUGAGUUGUUUUGAUUCAACCAGGUUUCAGUAAAACACAGGAAACUGCACUCAAGGUAUGCUUUCUCAGUCUUCACCAAUAUCUCCAGCUCAUUGCUUUUGUUGGGCAGAGAGUUGACGUUUCCCAUGAUGAUUGAUGGAAAAAAAGGGUUUAUAUCGCCACCUCCUAGCAUUCAGCUUUGCCUUCACCUUUGCACCAGCAUGGCAACCAGGAUAACACCUCCUGAUGUCCUCUGGAAUUGUAUGUUGUUGUCCAGAUUUGCUUUUCUCUUAAUGAAAGGAGCUCUUCUCUUGAGUAAACUCGUUGCCCAGCAGAUGUAUCCAUCAGCAGUCAACAAAAUGACAACAAAAAUAUUUAAAAAAUCUAGCAAAAAUUACAAAAAUUACAGCUAAUGCAGAGAGACCAGACUUGCAGCAACCUCUCGGUUCAAGCGCAUCAUUUGAAAAAUGAAAAAAAGGGGUUAUAAUGAUGCCGCCCACUCUAUGGAGUCCUCAUACACGAUCAACUAUAUCUAUUUUUCUAGACAGUAUUUGUAAUUUUUUUUGGAUGGUCACAAUAGAUAUUGACACAAGGUGCACACAAACAACAAUUCGCCCGAAUGCCGACUUGUGCUGGAGAAUGGGCCGCCUGUCCUACAGCCUGGGGGUUCCUGCUGGAGUUAUCAACCCACAAGGACAAAAGUGAUCGCCGUUUAUCACCGGUGAUUCUGGACAACAUCCCACCCGAGCUGAGAUGGCCAGCUAAGCGUAGGAAACGGGGAAAGAGAGGCAGGAUUUGGAACCGCCUGAGGCGACAGUACACCAGACCACCGCUCCCUGCCAUCAUCCUUAGUAACCUACGCUCCCUGAACAACAAGGUGGAAGAGGUCUGAGCCUAUAAAAGGUACUGCUACGAAUUCCGUGAAGCAUCUCUACUUUGUUUCACGGAGAGCUGGCUCCAACCUGAUGCACCCGACUCCCUGUAUGAGAUCAGUGGAUUCACGCUCGUGCGAGCCAACAGAGACACAAACCCUGGGAAAUCCAAAGGAGGAGGAAUCCUCACGUAUGUAAAUGACCUAUGGUGCCGUCAGUUCACUGUAAGAGAAACAAUCUGCAAUGCAAAUGUGGACAUACUUGGCAUAAGUUUAAGACCAUUUUAUUUACCCCGUGAAUAUGGAAGCAUCCUGCUGUGUGUUGUUUAUGUGCCGCCAAGCGGCAAAGUGGCCGUCACUAUUGCCGACUGUGUUCAUAGCCUACAGCAGCGAUAUCCAGGUUCACCUACUAUAGUUUUGGGGGAUCUAAAUCAUUGCUUCUUGGACAGCACGUUGCCUGGUUUCAACCAGUUUGUAAAAAGUCCAAAGACAAAACCCUUGACAAAUGCUAUGUGAACGUUAAAAUGGCAUAUGAGUCCAGAAUUAGACCCCCCAUAGCCAACUCAGACCACAACGUGGUGUACUUAUUCCCUACCUACAAAGCAAAGCUAAAAAGCAGCAAGCCAGAAGAGAGGGAAAUAAUGAAAUGGUCACCCGAGAGUAGGGAGCGGCUGGGAGCCUGCUUUGACUGUACAGACUGGGAGGCAUUCCACAGUACCUCCAUAGAUGAAACAACCACUGUGACCAGUGACUAUAUCAACUUCUGUGUGCAGAUGGCCAUCCCCACGAAAAAAAAUCAAGAUCUAUCCCUAUAAUAAACUGUAUGUGACUAGAGACAAUAAAAAUGAUAUUAAUGACAGGAAAACUGCGUUUAAGAAAAAGGACAUAGGCAAGAACCUAAAGAAGAAACUAAGGGAGGCGAAGCAGACUCACAGAAAGCGUCUGGAGGAGUCAUUUCACGCAAACAACCCUAAAAGACUCUGGGACACUAUGAAAAGUAUGACCGGCAUGACCCCAUCCAAUAAGCCUAUUAUGACCGAAAAUGAACUGGUGUUUGCCAAUGAACUUAACACCUUCUUCUCACGCUUUGAGAGUGUUAGCAUUGAUGGUAUAGAUAAGUGUGCAGGCAUACUUGAGUCUAUUGUGCCCUCUUCAGAGGACAGAAGCAUGAUUAGUGAGGAGGUGACCAGGCACACCUUCCUGCGUCUCAACUCAAAGAAAGCCCCUGGCCCGGAUUUAAUUAGCCCCCUCAUUUUGAAAGACUUUGCCACAGAAUUGGCACCUGUAUGGCAGCCUAUCUUUCAACAGAUUGUUGAUAAUCCCCAUACCAUUCCACAAGCCUGGUUGACUGCAUAUAUAAAACCCCUCCCAAAAAAAGCCAGUUCCCAAAGAAUGUAAUGACUAUAGGCCAAUAGCACUUACAUGGGUUAUCAUGAAAGCUCUGGAAAAGAUUAUGGUUCAUUAUCUCAACAAUGCCAUAUCAAACUCACAGGAUCCAUUUCAAUUUGCUUACAAGCAAGGUCGCAGUACAGAGGAUGCAGUUGUUAUACUGGUGCACCUCAUCUCCAAACAUUUAGAUAAACCAUACUCUUAUGCCAGAGGUCUUUUCAUAGAUUUUCCUUCCGCUUUUGAUACGAUACAGCCAGACUUACUUCUCACUAAAAUGGUUCAGUUACAGAUCAAUCCCUUUGUUAUUCAGUUCUAUCACACGUUCCUCACAAACAGAAUCCAGCAUGUAAAGGUGAACAAGACACUGUCCUCUCCCAUUAGGACCAGAGUUGGUCCACCCCAGGGCUGCAUCAGCUCACCCGUACUUUUUACACUCUACACAGCAGACUGUAACCCCUGUGAGCCAAAUCAGUUUCUUCUGAAAUACUCAGAUGAUUCUACCCUGAUAGCUCUGAUGACUGACAGUGAUGACCCGAGACAGUACCAGUGUAGUGUUGACCGAUUAGUGGAUUGGUGUGACAAUAGCCAUCUGAUUAUCAACACAAAAAAGACAGAGGAAAUUAUCUUUAGCCUUGCCCCUGGUGGUUUGACACCGCCAGGGGCUAUCCAUGGUGCAGAUAUUGUAAAAGUUCCAUCCUACAAAUAUCUGGGAGUGCUGAUAGAUAACACCUUAUCAUGGUCAUAUCAUAUUGACUGUAUCUGUAAGAGGGUACAGCAGCGUAUCCACUCCCUACGCAGACUUAGAUCGUUUGGUGCUAGCAGUCAGAUUUUGUCUCCCUUUUAUACUUCUGUCGUUCAAACUGUGAUGCUGUACUGUAGCACAGCCUGGUUCAAUAGCCUAUCUGUCACCUACAAGAACAAACUGUUUAGCCUAAUUAAGAUCCGUGCUAAAAUCACUGGUAGGCCGGUUGAUGUUGUGCUACACGCCUUUCAGGAAGCCCAUACUAAGAGUAUGCUUAGACUGGCAAACAGUAUCUCCUCCGAUCCCCUACAUGCAUUAAAUGGAGAAUACCAGCUGCUGCCCUCCAGGAGGCGUUUUAGAGUUCCCACAUUUAAGAAAAACAGACUAAAGAACUCUUUUGUUCAUCAGUCCAUUCUGCUUUUGAACCAGAAUCAAUAACUCAGAGGAUAUGUUUAUUUUUAUUUUUCUCUUUCUGAUGCUGUGAUGCAUCCCCUUAUUGUCUGCUGUCCUGUCUUGGAAUGUACUGUGAUUAUGAUGUAUUGCUGUGUCCUGUCUGUGUCCAGAACGGUGAAGCCAUGGAGGCAAGACAAAUUUCAGCGCAAGCUGACAAAGUUGUAUCGUAUCGUAUUGUAUAACAGACUUGAAAACUAACUGUUUAAAGAACAUCAAGAGAGGAAUGAUCUCAAAUCCUAAAGCUUUAUGAAGUAAAUUAGCAUUUUUAUUGUCUUGUAAGUCAUGUCAGUAGGCUUAUACUGUAGAUCUGCAGUCUAUAUCCUACAGCGGUUUUUACACUGAUGACUUGUUUGCUUUGCCCCAAAUCAUUUGAAAAAAAUGAAUCGUGUUGAAUCUUCUUAGUUGAUUGUUCUGUGUUUCAGUUGUAAGAGUGACCAUGUAAACUUACAGCCAUUGUCAGGGCACAACAGCUGUUUAAAGACUGAGAGACUGAGUGCAUUCACAAGACUCACGGUGGACCACAUACCUCCAUUUUUUUUUUUUUUUGAAAUGUCAAAUGAACUCAUCAGAUAGAUCUCUCUCAUGAAAGACAAAAAGGUAUUUAUAAGAGAUGCAUAUGGCUGAAAGUUGACAGGGUCACUGUUAACGCAGACACACAAGCUUCAAGACACUAACUCACUUUAGCCCGUCAGCCUGCUCCAAAUGUCUUGUGGGCUGACCUGGAGCAACAAAGAGCAACAACUACACUAGUUUCUGGACCAAUAGUUGUUGUGGAGUCUUGCAAUGUUUAGCCCCAGAGCUUGAGCUAAAUGAUUGAAUAGUUAGAAACGGUGAGUAACAUUAGCCUUUCACUAUCAUAAUGCUAACCAUCAGUUGUGGCAGUUGUAGUUCACCAGCAUACCACUACUAGUGUAAUGAGUGAAACGGCUGCUUUCAUUGGUUGCUGUGUCGAUGUCAUUUUCACUGCCAACAAACCACUUUGGGGUUUGAUUAGAAGUGAGCUAAGAGCACCUCUUCUCAGCCAUCAGGACUUGUAAGUUUAUCCCACUCCAGAAAUAUGGUUGCUGUGCUCACACAUUUCCAAAAUGAUCUGUGUGGAUCCAGAGGGUCAUUUCAGAACAUCUGCCGGGGUGAAAACAGCUGAAAUGUUUGUUAGGUGCAGCCUGCGUCGUCACGUAUGCACAGACAAAAGCUUAUGUCCUUUAACAUUGGUUCCCCUCAGUUUUCACACACACACACACACACACACACACACAAAUCACUAAAAACAGUGCAGCCCAUAGGACAACAGGGUAAACACAGCCCCCCUCGGCCGGAACCUAAUUGUCAGCUACUGCUGUGGCUAGUCCAGGGAUUAGGUACUGGCUGGGGAGUCCUAUUCACUCCCUCUUUCAUUCCCUUUGCCCACUGGGCCUUAUCACCAUCAAUCUGACAUGCUGUUUAUCUGACGCUGCAGCCAAAUCUGCUGGUCUAGGUGAAAUGGUCACAAAGGCUGUGGACCAUCAGCAUUUUGAUUGUGGACCCCAAAUGGCCAUUACUAUCUAUGGCCCCAGUGAUCCCAGCAGCCCUCUUUGGAUAGUCCCUAUCCCAAAACCUGGAAAGCUGACCUGGAGGUCUGUUGCUUUGUUUCUGUCAGUUGUGCUCUUCUUCAGUCUCAAUCAAGGUGGUUCUUCGUGUGCUGUGUAUAUGUUUCGUUGGACAGGAUCUCCAUGUGGAUUUGUUCGCUGCAGUACACUGCUUUUUUGAAACAGUGCUUUACUUUGCUAUUCCCUUUACCGGGGAUUUACCAGCAAGUGAACAAUCUGGAGUUUACCACUAAAGACUGAUCACUGUGUCAGUUUUGCUUCAUUGUGUUAAAGAAGAAGAAGUAGAAGAAAAAGCAUUUAAGCAUUAUGGCCUCCUUUAAGCUGGAUUUUCUUCCAGAGAUGAUGGUGGACCACUGCUCUUUGAAUUCAAGCCCGGUGUAAGUACCUUUCUGUGGCCAGCCUUGUAAGUAUGGUGUGUUCCUGGGGUUUUCCUUUGUUGAGGUAAAUCUUCACAUAUGAAGUGAUUUGUUAUAACAUUAAGUAGCUGCUGUUGGUGAUAUUUUAACAAAAUUGAAUCGUGGGAUGAUUGACAAAAAACUCAUUCAAGUGUUUGCAGGAAAUACCCAGAAAUGUUGUGAGUUCUUGUACAUAGAAUUUGCAACUGCACAAUGAUCCAGUCCUCUGGUAUAUAGUCUUUUGGAGCCUACCAGUAACUUCAUCCUAUUCACAGCUUGUUAAUGUCAUGGGAAAGCCUUAUUUGGUCAUAGACUAUUCUGUCUUUGAUACAUGGCAUACUAAUUGAACUUACAGUCUUUAUUGUCGAACAGGCUGCUCCAGCUCAUAGGCAAAGACUGCCUGUCUGACAUGUAUGAUAUAUUGACUCUUUUCCUUCCCCAAAAAGUCUCAAAAACAGAUCCUCCCUGAAAGCAUCAGUUAUUAUUCUUAACCCUUGUGUAAUGCUGUGGCUGAAAUAAGCCACUAGGGGCAAAAUUUAGCCACUAAUUUCCACAUAACUUUUUUUUUACUGCAGCAAAUGGGAUGAUUUUUUGUGCAGAUUCUUAUAUUGAUGAACACUUUGAGAAUAUAACUUCAAAAUUUUCACCAGGUCAAAAAUAUGGGCUUGGCAAAUUUUCAUCCGUUGUUAACGAUCAGUGGCUAAAAACAGCCGCUAACUUUGACUGCUUUAAAAACAUAUUGAGUUAAUAUUUUUUUCCAAUUUUUUUUCAUAUAUUUCUUUAUUAACUUCUGUUUUGAUCAAAACUAGUAAAUGUUUUUCAUCUAAAAAUAUUUUUUCAACCCUUUGAGGGUCCAUUAAAAACAUAAUGUCACAGAUAUGGUAGAAAAUAAAUCUAAUAAAAAUCAGUCAUUUUCCUCCCAUUUUUUCCCAAUAUUAGUGACUUUAUGUUUUAAAUGGGUCCUUAAAGGGUUAAAAUUUGGAUUCUUAAUGAAACAUUUACUAGUUUUAAAUAGAGCAGAAGUGAAUUAAGAGAUAUAUGAAAAAAAAUCUGGAAAAAAUAUGAAUCCAAUAUGUUUUUACAGCAGUCAGUGUCAGUGGCUGUUUUUAGCCACUGCGCGUUAAGAAAGGAUGUAAAUCUAAGGGUUAAACAAGGGAGGAACAUAUUUUGAAGUGACAUUUCUGUUACUUUUAUGAAUAGCUUCAGUCUUAAAUGAUCAGAUAAGGCUGCAGAAUAAAAAUAUGUAAAAACGAUGUAAAGGUUAAGAAUGGGGACAUAAAAUAACAAUUUGGUCAUUUACACUGAAGUGUUGGUGUUUGAUGAGGGCCACUUUUAGUAGAAGUAUAAAUCAGUCAUUAUAGCAGGAGGAAGAAAGCAGAGCUUGACUUUGGUGGUACAACACUAUAUUUCACUUCCCACAGGGUGAGGUAGGAUAUUGCAGGGGUUGGUAUGGCCUUUUCAUGUAGUGGGACCCAGGAGGCUCACUUUACACCACUGAAGCUGAUUAGAGAUUAACAACUACAAUUUGGUAGUCAUGAAAGGGCUACUUUACUGGAGUCACACUCUUGUUGUGAUACCUUGAAAUUCCUUCAACAUAUUGUGAAUAAUGUUUUUUUAAUUAGACAGCAGAAUUUGUUUUGUGUUGUGGAGGCUGGGGUCCCAUUCAUGGAAGAGUGUGUAUCAUCCAUGCUACAAAUGGACAGCACAAAACUCUUGAAAAGGGAUCAAAUGCAAAGCAUUAGUACUUUUAUAAAUAACUGCCAUGUGCACUCAUAAAAAGCCUCUCAUUCCUGUCUCUACUGCUGAACAUACAGUAAACGGUACAUGUAUAGCACCUCAUCAAUAAAUGUUUGUCAGUGUUCCCUCUUCAGUCAAGCUUGUCUCUAUGAUCACAGCCUUUCUGUAGGCAAAGGUGUAUGUUUAUUUUUUGGUGUGCCUUUUGUGCGUUAUGAGCAAAACCUCAAGUUGUCUGGCUCUAUAUUUCUUAACAGUAAUGGGACAGAAUCCCCUCAGAAGUUGAGAGUUGGUUACAUUGAGGGCACAACAACUUUUAUAUGUGUUAUUCUCUUGGAAAUAAGAGGACUAAAGCCAUUGGGUUGAACUAUGAAAACCCUGCGAAGGCAGCAUAUCUAAUGAUGAAAUAAGAUUGUUUUUUCCGGAUUAUGAGACAUAUUUGCCCAUUAAAAAUUUGACUCCAGCAACAGUUUCAUGAUAACUUUGGACCAGCUCAGGUUUACUGCUAUAAUGCAGCUUUCCUCUUAGUGACUCAGCACUCCUGAAAUGUCCUUUAAUGCUCAGUCGUGUUACUGACUUGUGAAAAUGAAGCUAAAUAGUUAAGUGUUCCCCCAGGUGCUUUUUUUGCAUUACACAACAUUUUCAGUGUUUUCUUGCUCUUAUCUGAAUGAAUUGUUGCUGGAUUCAUCAAGCACAUGUAGGCUAGCCUAUGUAAGCUUAACCACAGCAGAGAUUCCAAGCAGCCAAACACUGCUGAGCUAUUAAAAUGUGAUGCUGAUGACGAACAAAGACAAUAUAAGCUUUGCUAGUGAAUCAGACUUCUCAUCUACCUUGAUGUAUGAUACCAGUGUACCUCAUACUGUCUCACUCUUGUACAAACCUCAGUUCCAGUGAAGAUGGGAUGUUGUGUAAAACUUAAAUAAAAACAGAAUACAAUGAUAUCCUUUUCCAAUAAUAUUCAACUGACUACACUACAAAGACAAGAUAUUUGAUGUUCAAUCUGAUUAACUUGAUUGUGUUUUCUAAAUAUUCACUCACUUUGAAUUUGAUCUUGGAGCAUGUUUGUAAAAAUCUGGUUUAGGGUCAUGUUUCUCUCUGUGUUUCAUCACCUUUCCUUUAACAGUACUCAACAAGUCUGUGUGAACUGAGGACACUAACUGUUGAAGCUUUGGAGGUUAAUUCUUACACAGUCUUGAUUAUUCUACCACUUCAGACCACUUUUAAGCUUCAUAAUGCUCCACACAGUUUCAAAGGGCGACAGGUCUGGACUGCAGGCAGACCAGUCUCGUACCUGGACUUGUUGACUCGGCAUUAAUGGAGCCUUUACACAUGUGACAGUUAGCCAUGGGCACUAACACACCCCCUGACCAUCACCGAUGCUGGCUUUGAACUUUGACCUGAGAACAGUCUGGAUGGUCCUUUCCUCUUUAGUCCAUGGUUUCAAGUUGUGUGUUGAGAAACAUUGUUCUUAAACUGUUGGACUGUUUGCCCACAUAGUUGAUGUUCUUGACAAAGUGGUGAACCAGUCCUAUCCUUGCUUGUGAAGGAGUGAGCCCUUCAGAGAUGCUCCUUUUAAACCCAAUCAUGACCCUCACUUUUUUCCAAUGAACCUGUUUACCUGUGGAAGGAUUCAAACAGGUGGUUUUGGAGCAGUGCUCAGUUUUCAGUCUUUUGUUGAUCCUGAACCAAAAUGAGCGAAAAUUUACAAACGAACGAACAAACAAACAAAACACAAUCAAGUUUAUCAGAUUGAACAUUAAAUAUCUUGUCUAAGUAGUGUAUUCAGUUAAAUGUUGAUGGGAAAGGAUUUGCAAGCCAUUGUAUUCCGUUUUUAUUCAAGCUUACACAAUGUCCUAACUUCACUGGAGUUAGAGUUUGUUCUUCUUGUCAGGAUAGCGUAUUUUAUCUGCCACAGCAAAAAAGUUUCAGACAGAAAGCUUAUUUCUCUCAGGCUGGGAUAAAAAAAAAAAAAAAACCUAGCAGUGCAGGGCACAUGCGCACUGCCAAUCUCAUUAAAAUGAUUUAAAAUUAUGUUAUUUUGACCAAAUGUAAAUUAGUGAAAAGAAAAGUUUAUUGUUGGAAAGGAUUCAUGAAGGUUGUAUAAGCACUGGAUUGAGUACUGAAGUUUAGAUUUAAUUGCAUCAGAGAAGCUAAAUGUGAUCUUAGCACUGCCAUUGCUAAAAUUAUGGCCUUGAACAGAAAUAUUAGGCAGAUGGUGGUUUUAUGUAGAUGUCCAGGCAGAGUAAGAGGAGCUGAGCUUCACCUGAGCAAUUUUACAAACUCUAACUAAACCAAUGAAACUGUGCUUGGAAAGAGUGUAGAGAGAUUCUCCUUGCUCUGUGUCUGUUGGUUUGUCCUGGUGGCAGCCGUAAGACUUUUUGUAAGAUUUUGCCACAUUACCCCUGUUGCUGAAAUGUGGAUGGAUGCAAGGUGCAGACUAUAAAGCCAUGAAAAAAGAAUAAAAUGAAAAAUAGUGAACAUAAACCAUAGCAGAAAUGACAGAAAUAUGUCCAUAGAGUUGAAUCUAAGAGAAAACACAGUGCAGUGUGGUAAUUAUGAAUGGAAGGGCCUUACCUUAAUGUCAUCCUGUUAAUGCUGCAGUAUCUCAACCAAAAAUAUCCUUUCUGUGCAUCCAGACCACAGAGUGGACCAGGAACAUUAAGGCAGAGUUAAAGAUUUAGUAGCAGAAGCUUGUAACAGAAAUAAUUGUGGCUGUAGUUGAGUGAAGGGUGAAAGAUCACUCGUUCAUUAUUGCGAUACUUAUUACAAUGUCUUGUUAAGAAUAUAAAUCAGUGCGGCUGUCUCUCCUUAUGCUAGCUGAAUAAACCAACACACCAGAAAUUGGAACACGCACCAGUCAUGUGCUGUACAGCGGUUAAAUUUGAGUUUUAAUGUAGUGAGUAGAAUCUGCAGCAUCCCUUGACAUAGGAAUUGAAUUAACCUGUUGAUGAACAUCAAGUACUUAAAGCAAAAACACACACGUGCGUGCAGGACACUUUUCUGGAUGAGAGAGAGAGGGAGAGAGAGCAGGAGAAACCAAGCUGCAAAGAACAUAAAAAAACCGGGGCUUCAAACUCUCGUAGUCCAGUUUGUGCUUUAAAAAUUACAAUAAAACUAUUGUUUACACUCACUUUCUGCUUUUAAAAGUGGAUUGUGUGAUUGAUUUCUCUAAAUUGUCAGUUUCAUCUGCCUUAGACACUUGCUGUUUUGUAUAGUUUAAAUCAGUUUAUAGAGCUCCAAGAGCAUUGGAUUUGAAUUUGGCAUUUAAAUUUUCUUCAUGACUAAAACCAGUGCUAUUUUACACAAAUUUUGCACAAACCUCAUGAAGUGAUCUCAGAACAAGGCAGGCAUUAAAAAGAGUCAUUUAAAUGCCAUCACACAUUUUGUAGAGAAAGGUGCACUGUUGUUAAGAUAAAGAAAUUGCAAAGUGGGAUUGUCUCUAAAUUGACUGUUUCCAUUAAUACAAAUUUGAUUUUGUAAUUAAAUUAAAGACAAUCUGACCUGAAAGUCCAGGUUAGAUCUGCAAGAUCUUACCUUAACCCCAUAUCUUUAAUUCUGCUAUGAUUUUAUACUCCACUUUGUCGUGAUGUAAUUUCUUUGACUCUUCAUUUUAUAACAUCUGACUUGAGUAUACAUUUCACUGUCAGAUUGAAUUGCAGCUGCCAUCAAGCUCAUGUUGGUCUGAUGAUUUUCACAAAAGAUAUAUGGACAUACAUGAAAUGAAAAUAGAGCUGUGGAUCAGAGUGGGCGUUGUUUUUAGAUAGACUGAUAGUUUUUCAGGCAAAGUGUGGGCAAGCUCCUGCAGUGGGAGUGUCUGUUAACAAAGAAAAAUGGGCAGCAGUGUGCAGUAAAAUGAGUUAUUAUGAUCAAACAGUACUGUUUAGAUGUUGGGACACUCUUCACGCAAAACUUUUCACUUUUCUUUCCCGUCAGUCUUUUUGGCAAGCAGUGACACCCCCAUGUCAUAAUAAAGUGAUUGAAAUUUAUGAUGGAAAAUUAACCAAGUGUUGUCUUGGGAACACAAUAGCUGCCUGAGAACAUCCAUCAGUGUGUGAGGCCUGGUCCCAGUGGCCCCAUGGUUUAACUUGAAUAAGAAAGCCUGUCAAGAUAGCCUAAGUCACUGAUCCCUUUUGUAUGAAAAGCACUUUAUAAAUAAAGUUAGAUUUAAUUUGAUUUCAUUUGAUAGCAGUUGUUGGAGGUGGAUGGUCCAGGUGGCUAUAGUUGAUAGUGAUGCCGAUUUUCUUGUUAUAAAGCCAAAGACCAACCUUGAUACACACUGUUGUCACCUUAAAUAGAAGAUUCUGCCACUUGCUCUGCCUAGUCAGGAAUAACCUGGAACCCCUCGGUGUUGCAGUGAGGCCAAGUUCCAGCUCCUUCCUGUUCCAGAAGGGGUUGAGAGGGUUGCUAUGGGUGGAACGUUGAAGACCUUGAAUAUCCCAAUUAGUAAUUACAACCAGAGUCAAAGGCCUAUUGGAAAUCAAGAGAACACACAUCCUUGCCGUGAAGGAUGUUCUGAAAUGAGUUGUGUAAAACUUCUGAAGGUAAACUGCCUAAUUGGUUUGCUGAGUGUGGGUAAAGGUGGAACAUCUAGCAGCAGCAGCCUUACUUCUUCUUUGCAGGUUAACAUAACCAUGCCUUUGUUAGAUAUGCAUUCUUUGUUUGAGGGUUAUAUGACACUUAAACUGUGUCUAUUUGCUGGAUUAUAGUACUGCCAGAACAUAGUCUGACACAACACACUUUUAAUCUCUUGUGUUUGUUUUGUAGUUUUAUAGUAUAUAGUCACCACUGACUCAGAACUACAGCACCAGCUCUGGAUGGAUGUCUGUAGCAAAAAUAAAUCAUAUUGAUCGAUAUCGAUAAUUGUCGAUAUAAUUAUUAUAAUUAUUUAACAUAUAUUUUAAUUGCAGCCCUGGAUGUUUUAUGCUAUUGCUUAAUGACCUACUUUUAAUAAAGAACACACAAGCACUGAAUUCAAAUCCAAACCUUUAUUCAACCACCUUUUUUAUUUUACCACAACUGAAAGUUUUUUAAAAAAGAACUAAAAAAAAAAAGAAAUCAACUUAAGUGGCCUGAGUGACGUCAGUAAAUACUGACAAACAUUAAGACUAAAGUGACCAGAAAAUCUGAUUAAUAAAUAUUUAAAUAGUCUUUUGAUGAAAAUAAACAAAACAAACAAAUAUAUAAAUAAACAGAAUAGCUUUAGGUGGGAAUAGCAUACUACCAGUUUUAACUGUGUGGGAAACUGCCCACAGCCUGGUGUCUGAACACUGAAAUAUUUCUCCCGGGGUCGGGAGAUUUAUUUUUUUCAUCAUGUGAUUGACUUAAUACACAAACUAAGCACGAGAAGCAGGACUUAUCCACGCCGGUGUUGUGUCGUAGAAUGCACCCCUGCCGAAUGCACCCCCUGCUAGUAGCCAUGAUCCAAAUACUCGCGUCUUUGUAAAAUAUGAGCUCAUUUGAACGUAUUUCCUCCGCACCCUUCUCACCUUUUCAACCCCUGACCCAUUUUCAUGCCUGAAGCGCUGUGUUUGAGAAAUACUUGCGGCCGGGCACUUCAUAUCGCGGGUCGAGAGUGGCUAGAAGCUGGUCGAAGCCAGGCUAUUCAACGGUAGUUAUUGGCAGUAUGUCCCUCGCUAUGGAGCAUGUUACUGCAUGGGUGAUGUCCUUAUGCCGCUCGGACGCUUUGUCGUAUUUUGGCAAGAAACGAAGUCCAGUUUGGUCUGCUUCACUUGCUUUGUGCUGGUGCUGGCAGCGGUUCCAGAGGAUUCCUCCGACGAUGACGUGGAGCCGCGGCGCGGCCGACACAGCUCGUACUCCUGCGGGUGCGACCGGUUUAGAUGGUAAAACAAGUUGGUUGUGUUACCAGACUUGGUUUUUACUAAUUCUCUGCAAAUUUUGCAAACGACCGCUGUUCGCUUUUUGUCAGACUUCUAAAAACCAAAACAUUGCCAUGCUGGUGAACCACUGAGACCUUUUUUUCGGGACAAUGUCCUCCGCUUCUCCUUGCUGUAUCAUUUUUUCUAAUACACGUGCUGUCUGUUGUGGUUUGAUAGGGGCUGGGCUUGGUGCCGUAGCGUACCUGGGUCUGCGUUUGUGAUUGGUUGGGAGGAAGUAAUGACUGUAGUAAAAGCUACAUGAUAGGCUAUGAUGAAAAAGAAAGGGAAACUGUGUUUUUCUAUCGAACUUUUUAUCGACCCCUUUUUUUUCUAUCGCACCACACGUCUAUCGAUCGAUAUAUAUUGUUAUCGAAUUAUCGUCCAGCACUAGUAUAUAGUCACCACUGACUCAGAACUACAGCACCAGCUCUGGAUGGAUGUCUGUAGCAAAAGACACAGCAGAAGAUGGCAUUUUAGAUCUGCAGCACUAAAUAAUAGAUAAUCAAACCGUCCAGCCUUCAUGUACAUGUACAAUAGGCAUGGCUCUGUUUUAUAAUCAUGCCUACUCAGUCCUUCUCCUCUGUUAGACUCCUGCUCUCACUGUUGAUGCUGCUAGCCCAGGACAGACUCAACUUCUCCACACCAUUUAGCCUUCAUAUAUAUGCACAGAAAAGUUUAAAUUAGCCUUCGCAGUCUAUCUCAAACUGCUUGUUAAAACAGCAGAAAUGAGCUGUUUGACAAAUGUACCCAUUGCAGUUUUAAGUUAAGGUUGUUAGCAUCUUUGAUGUGCCCAUCUAAUGCACUAGUAUUUGUCUUUGUAGUGGAAAAAAGAUGAAUGGGUCCCUGGAGCACCCCGACCAACCAGACAUUGAUGCAAUUAAGAUGUUUGUGGGCCAGAUUCCACGGUCCUGGUCUGAGGAGCAGCUUCGUGAGCUAUUUGAGCCUUAUGGAGCUGUCUAUGAGAUCAAUGUUCUCCGGGAUCGCAGCCAGAACCCUCCACAGAGCAAAGGUAAGAGUUAAAGGCACACAGUAACACUUUUUGAACAGAAGCAGUCUAAUGUGUAGACUGCCACAGCCUUCUUCCUUGUGUCUUUUGUCUUUGUCUUUUCCAUCCCUCAACAGGCUGCUGUUUUAUAACUUACUACACUCGCAAAUCAGCUUUGGAAGCACAGAACGCUCUGCACAACAUGAAGAUACUUCCAGGGGUACGUAACAGCCUCCUCAUUUUACUGCUUCAGAUGUUUGCUGGUCCUUGACAACACUUUAGAUUCCAGAUGGUUUUCUUUCACUGUUCCACUGUUGGCUGUUUUGGUUGGUCAGCAUACAAACUAACCAGUUAAAAUGGAAAAAGAAAGUAACUGAAAAUAAGUCUUCCCCUUUAACAAAAUGGUCUGUAACUGUAAUUUAAAGCUAGUGGAGGGUAAUUUAUCACAGUUUUGUGACUAUGGUACCACCAGUUGUAUUAAACACAAAGUGAAUACCCACAUUUAUGGCAAUUAAAGAGACGACUGUAUAUUAUAACAUAUGGGAUAUUUUAUUGAUAAUUGGUUUGUUUGAUGCUCCUUAGCAUAUGUACUUGUACUUUUGUUGAAUGUACAGUAGAGCUCUAAACUAUCCAUAGGAGACAGGGUCAUUUUCAAGGGCUUUUUUUUUCAGAGCUCUGGAAGCUCAUGAACAAUUCACCUCUGAGUCGUGGGCGGAGACAGUGCUGCUCUGCACACUCCUCUUCAUACUGGUUUGCAGCCUAACAUUGCGUAGUAUAGUAGAAGUGACAGGUAACAUAGGAGCUAUUCAUCUCUCAGACACUUACGUCUUUAGGGACAUGAUGAAAACCGAUAUCAUAAUUAGCUUUCUGACGACCAUUGCAAUCUGCUAAUGCACACACUUGUUCCACCAUCUUCCUCUAUACUUCUCGGGGUCCGGCCUGCAGAGUGGGUGGAGCUUAAAUUUGUGACAUAGGAAAUCUCACUGUGUCUGAGCCUGCUGUUUGGAUCUGACAGAGGUUUACAGCGAUUUGAAAGCAGAAAUACUCAGAAAUGCAAUUUUGCUCUUACUUUUCUCAUGAUAUGUCCUGUAGCAUCAGAAAAAUGUCAUAUGAACAUGUAGACAACAAGAAAAACAUGAUUUUGAUCCGAGAGGUUCUUUAACUUGCUUUUUAUCUGGGAACAUUUGCGUAAGAAGAAUCAUUUGCGGCCAUACAACCUGUUCAAUGAAAUAAUCUCCUAAAAUAAAAACUUAUCAAAACUUUUUGGAACUGUGUGCAGCUAACCUCCUUUAAGCUCUGCGGUCUAUUACAUACUUUCAUUCUGAUAAAUGUGGUGCCAGGAAUGAUCCUUACUAACUCUUUAAAAAUAUGUCACACAACACAAAUGUGAGCUUGUGUCUGUAAUGGGUUAAAAUGUGUUGUUUAUGCCUUAUCCAGAUGCACCAUCCAAUCCAGAUGAAGCCGGCUGACAGUGAAAAAAAUAAUGGUAAGAAUGUUUUUUUUUUUCACAUUUCUGUGACUCUGGCUCAGCCUCGUAUAAUUAUAACGCCCACCCUACCCUGGGGUCCCGUUUACAAAGAGUGAAUCCUUAUUUUAAGUGUAAGUACACUAAAAUCCCAGGAAUCAGUCCCAGAAAUCUGUGUACCAUCCCGUUGCUGCAGUUUCAUAAAUGCAUGCAGGUAAUCAGGAUGUGCUGGGUGAUGAGCGGUAGCUGGUUUGCCUCUGCAUCACCUGCAUCGCUGACCACCCUUUGCUUCAAAAAUGUAUACAUGUACAGUAUGGAUAACAGUUUGCUUUUCCUUGUGAACGUUUCCCAUCAGGUUUGUCUCAGUAGAUCUUAAACCUAGUGUGGUUAGUUGAGAAUAGUGUCUGCUUUCAGUCCCUGAUUUUAAUGUAAAAAACAUUCAUAAAUGAGACCCAAGGACCUCACAUGUUGUCAGUCAGAUGUCUGAAUUUCUUUUUACCUUUGUCGGUCUGCAGUGCAGUGCAACAUUAUAGCUUGGCUAACUUGAACAUUUCAGUCUCACACUGCUUACGAGUGUUAACAUUUUUAACUCAAAAUCUGUGGGUUUCUUAGUCCCUGUGAGGCGAGGUUUUGAUGCUAUGAGACAAGCUGGCAUACUUGAUUCUUUGAAAAAAUGUAAAUUUGAAGUGAUAUUUUAAUGGUGAGUAUCCUCAACAAAAAAUGAUCAUAGCAGCCAUCAAAACAUAUGAUACUGUCCUCAGAGUGGCACAGAGCACUAAAAUGAUUCUGUUCUUGCCUGAUUUUUGAGCAUGUGCCAAUGGAGUCAAGUGUUUUGGAUAUGAACAUUUAGUUGCAUAAUCAUGUUGCAUACACUUUGACGUAGAACAGGUGUGUUUGAUGUUGUUUUGUGUCAAUAUAGCAGUGGAGGACAGAAAGCUGUUCAUUGGAAUGAUCUCUAAGAAGUGUAAUGAGAACGACAUCCGGCUGAUGUUUUCCCCAUACGGACAGAUAGAAGAGUGCCGCAUACUUCGAGGCCCGGAUGGACUCAGUCGUGGUAAGGCAUAUUCUGGUGUAAGACGGAUGCUCCAAAACACAGCGCAAAGAAGAUGGUGUAAAUAGAUAAAUAGAAACAACUUUUCAAACAACCAACCAUCCCUAUCUGCCCAUCUCUUCCAGGAGAAGUCAUUUCUGUUUAAGAAAACUGGUUCAUAAAAACACCUCAUUGUCUACAAUCUGACAUUUUGGCACAUUCAGUGUGAUCAGCCACUUCUAUGUUGUAGUCACUAACUGUAACACACUGUUGAGUCUAAGAAAAGAUAUGGAUGCUCCCUGCCAUUAUCCAAAGCAAUCCUAUUAACAAUAAUGACAACAUAACAGCUUGAUUUCUUCAACAAUAACCUCUGUACAGUCGUCAUGUGUACAGCAAUGGCGAAGGUGAGAGAGCGAGACAGGAGACGGCAACAACAUUAAAACAACAUCAACAGCUCAUGUAAAGUUGUAGUUGCAGAGCAAGUAAUGAUGAAACAAUAUAAUUUCAGUUUUACAGGAUUAGGAUAUAAGUAAUUAUGGACUAAUUUAAUGUGAUUACAGUCAGCAGGCCCAGUAGUAGUUAACUCUAGCUUUAUGUUAUUAAUGUCAGUUAGGCGUAGUGCAGGGUUAGGGUCAAAAUUGUGUCUAUGUACUGAUCAGGCCGUCAUGUUGCAUUUGUUGGCGACUUGUUUGCUUUUUUAGUCCGUGUCCUCAGAUGUUUAACUCCCUCUGACAAACAAAAAUCUGCCCCCCUCUGAACUGAACACACUGUAUUUUCUAAAAAAUGAUCAACAUUUUUACUUUUAGGCAGAGAGAAAAGGAACACUAAGAAUAAUAAUGUUUAGACAGUAUAACCACAGAAAAGAAAGCCAAAGAAAGAUAGUUUGACUCUUAGAACUGUUGGACCGUCUGGAAUCCACUCAUGGAAAGUUCUGUCUGUCAUUUUUUUUUUCUUUCAGGUUGUGCUUUUGUCACAUUCACAGCAAGACAAAUGGCUCAGUCCGCCAUCAAGUCUAUGCAUCAGUCCCAGACUAUGGAGGUAAAAACUUCAGUUAUAAUGUUAGGCUGUUACCUUGGUUCAAUAAUUAGUCUGUUUUAUUAUCUUUGCAGAUUAACAGCAUUAAACCAGCAGAACUUUGAUGGUAAAAAAACAUCCUGUUUUUUGGAGCAGCAAGCCUUUACUUGUUGAGCUCAUAACCUGUUUCUAUUUAAAUGAAAAUUACUCAGAACUUUACACAACUUUUGAUUAUUUUAGAACUUAAAUGGGGCUGAUACCCCUGCUGGGAUGACACUUCACCACUCGCUAACAUCGCUAAUGGCUGGUGACUGGCUCAAUUUCCAAAUAACCUCCAUCAGCUUGGCGUUGACAGCGUUCAUUAUGUUUAAAAAAAAAAUCUCCCUUAAAUGACGUUCCAUCUACUCUUUUAUAAAGUGUGUAGGUAAACACACUAAGUGGCCUGAAUACAAAAAGUCCUCUGUUUAUAUUCAUAGGGAUGUUCAUCGCCCAUCGUGGUAAAGUUCGCAGACACUCAGAAGGACAAGGAGCAGAAACGCAUGGCCCAACAGCUGCAGCAGCAGAUGCAGCAACUAAGUGCUGCCUCCAUGUGGGGAAAUCUAACUGGGCUCAACAGCCUUGGUCCACAAUACCUUGCAGUGAGUAUGUUUAUAAGGAUCUUAUAUGUGUUUAUGUAAAAUGUGAUGAUGAAGCACUUUCACUCAUUUAAACAUAACUGUCACUUUUUUCAUACUUCCUCUGGCAUCAGCUCUACCUACAGCUACUGCAGCAGUCAGCUUCCUCAGGGAACGCACUCAACAACCUGCACCCUGUUUCAGGUAGACACACAUGCACUCUCUCUAAAUAAUGCACUGCCAUCAACCAUCAUGUGCUCAUGUUCAGUGAAGAUUUCGGUGGGUAAAUCUGUAUCAUUAUUUAAACAGUUAAAUCUUGAUGUUCAGGAGAUUCUUGCUACUGCCCAGAAACCUCCACCACCACCAGGACAGUUGCUCUAAUGUCUAAUAGUGGGUGAAGUCUUGAACUUAUUUGUGUGUGUGUGUGUGUGUGUGUGUGUGUGUGUGUGUGUGUGUGUGUGUGUGUGUGUGUGUGUGUGUGUGUGUGUGUGUGUGUUUGUUCGUGUGCUUCCGUUAGGUCUUCAUGCCAUGCAGAACCUAGCUGCCUUAGCAGCAGCAGCAACUGCCACCCAGGCCACACCUGCAGGUUCCAACGCCAUGACAACUUCUAGUAGCCCACUAAGUGCACUAACAAGCUCAGGUACAAAACAGUUACUGCAACAGAACUGUUUACAGAAAAAUGUACAUUUAGUGAGUUCACAUAAAUGCCUGUAUAAGAAACAAUCUGAUAACUUGAAAAACAAAUCCUAAAGCUCCCCAGAAAUCAACAACAGUUUAUCUCCAGAAAUGUGUCUUGAUUGCCGGUACUAUCCUUGUUGUUUGACUCUGUGGAACUGAUUUGUCUUUUAUUCUGGAGUGCAUUAAAUAUGAUUUCAACAGUUAUUUUUCUCCCGGCAGGCUCAUCCCCAACCUCCAGUAGCAACUCCUCAGCCAACACCAUGGCCUCUUUGGGAGCACUGCAGUCUCUGGCUGCAGGUGCUGGAGCAGGCCUCAACAUGGGCUCCCUGGCAGGUACUAAUCCUUCUGCUUAUGUCUGUUCCUAGAGUAUUCAAAGAUUGAUACAUUCUCACCUGUGAGGGCAUUUCAGACAUAGACUUUAAGUUUUACAAAUACUGUAGUUUCUACAGGAUCACUAUUUUAAUAUUUAUAAUGAGAUUCCUGUUUAGAUAGUUCCUGAGAGGUAUUUAUUUCUCAUAUGCAUGGAUAAGUACUCUUCUAAGUAGCAAUAGCAAACUCGGUUAAUAAUUCCACAAGAGCCACUUAAGACUAAAAGACAGUUUGUAAAAACAUUCUUAAAAAGGAAAAAUUAAAUAGAUAAUAUAGACAUACAGACUGAGGUCACCUGUUGAAUGAUCGUAUCCCCUGAUCGUAAUAACAUCCUGUUAUUAGACUUUAAAUCAUGUUUCUGACCCAAAGAUGCAUCAAGAAAAAUAGAGAGUAAUGAUGGUCAAGAGACAUAGAAGUGAGAGUGCAGGCACUGCUAAUGAAAACAAGGAACAUUGCGUGCAAAGGUUUGUGGGGGUUUGUACGGGAUGUGAGCAUACUUUCAAAUGGCGUCGGGGUCCUGCCCUGGAAAAAGUUCGUCCUCUUCAACAGCCUGCUCAUUAUACAUCACUCUGCUCAUUACUGGACUACCAGCUAAAGAAAUAGACGAGAUGACACAUCGUAUUUAUAGUGAUGAUUUAACUAGGAUUUACAAAGCCCAAUGAAGUUGGGAAGAAGUGUAAAUCAUAAAUAAAAACGGAAUACAAUGAUUUUUAAAUCCUUUUCAACCUCAACACAUGACAAAGAAGUUGAGACAGGUGGCAAAAAAUACUGAUAAGUUUGAUGAAUGCUCAUCAAACACCUAUUUGGAACACAGUUGAGCAGGUUAAUUGGGAACAGGUGGGUGCCAUGAUUGGGUAUAAAAGCAACUUCCCCCAAAAUUCUGUCAUUCACAAGCAAGGAAUGGGCGAGGUUCACCACUUUGUGAACAACUGCGUGAGCAAACAGUCAAACAGUUUAAGAGCAACAUUUCUCAAAGUACAAUUGCAAGGAAUUUAGGGAUUUCAACAUCUAAAGUCCAUAAUAUCAUCAAAAGGUUCAGAGAAUCUGGAGAAAUCUCUGCACGUAAGCGGCACUGCCGGAAACCAACAUUGAAUGCCCGUGAGCUUCGAUCCCUCAGGUGGCACUGUAUCAAAAACAGACAUCAAUGUGUAAAGGAUAUCAGCACAUGGGCUCAGGAACACUUCAGAAAACCACUGUCAGUAAAUACAGUUCAUCGCUACAUCUGUAAGUGCAAGUUAAAACUCUACUAUGCAAAGCGAAAGCCAUUUAUCAACAACGUACAGAAACUCCGCUGGCUUCUCUGGGCCCGAGCUCAUCUAAGAUGGACUGAUGCAAAGUGGAAAAGUGUUCUCAUUUCGAACUGUUUUUGGAAAUAGUGGACGUCAUGUCAUCCGGGCCAAAGAGGAAAAGAACCAUCCGGACUGUUAUGGACGCAAAGUUCAAAAGUCAGCCUCUGUGAUGGUAUGGGGGUGCAUUAGUGCCCAAGGCAUGGGUAACUUACACAUCUGUGAAGACAACAUUAAUGCUGAAAGGUACUUACAGGUUUUGGAGCAACAUAUGCUGCCAUCCAAGCAACGUCUUUUUCAUGGACGCCCCUGUUUAUUUCAGCAAGACAAUGCCAAGCCACAUUCUGCACGUGUUACAACAGUGUGGCUCUGUGGUAAAAGACUGCAGGUACUCGACUGGCCUGCCUGCUGUCCAGACCUGUCUCCCAUUGAAAAUGUGUGGCGCAUUAUGAAGCGUAAAAUACGACAACAGAGACCCCGGACUGUUGAACAGCUGAAGCUGUACAUCAAGCAAGAAUGGGAAAGAAUUCCACCUUCAAAGCUUCAACAAUUAGUCUCCUCAGUUCCCAAACGUUUAUUGAGUGUUGUUUAAAGGAAAGGUGAUGUAACACAGUGGUUAACAUGCCCCUGUCCCAACUACUUUGGCACGUGUUGCAGCCAUGAAAUUCUGAGUUAAUUAUUAUUUGCAAAAAAAAUAAAUAAAUAAAGUUUAUGAGUUUGAAACUUAAAUAUCUUGUCUUUGUAGUGUAUUCAAUUGAAUAUAUGUUGAAAAGGAUUUGCAAAUCAUUUUAUUCUGUUUUUAUUUACGUUUAUCACAAUUUUCCAACUUCAAUGGAAUUGGGUUUUGUAUUUAUACAGCUAAAAAUAGAGUUCCUCAAAGUCCAUAAGUAGGUCGCACUUCAUGGUAUCCUUGUGGGUCAAACUGUAUGAUUUCAGUCACGGUAAGCCAAAUUUUUUCUGCUGACAUUUUGAACUGAUGCAUGUGAUGAGCUCGGUGCCUGAUCAUGGUCCUUGAAAAUGUUGAAAAUGUCUUUGGAUCCUGUGUGAUAAGAAUUUUUAAUUCCACAGAGGUGAAGUAGGAGAUCCACUUAAGCCAUGGUGAAUUGUAGCAUCAGGGCUCCACUCAUACUGGCUAUUAUUACCAUUGUGCAUGUGCUCAGCCCCGCGUAAACUUUCUUAGAGUUGACUGAACUAACUCAAACCAGCUUUUCUGGAAUCAGAAACCUUGAGUUCCCUGUCUCAUCUUAGAAUAACCAAAUCAUCUGGUUGUUCUAAGUUCACCUUUUCAUGCACAGUGAGUUCAGAAGAACGUUUGAUCACGAAAGUUAAGGUUUUAAUCAGCCUUGCUGGAAAACACACUGAAAGUAAAACUUUUAUGGCUCUUUGUUCCAUCAACUUUUAAUAUGUGCCACUUGAAGGACUAAGCAUUUACCUUUUCACCCAUGUCAGUUUGUUUUUUGUUGUGGUACUGGUGCAGGCAUGGCGGCCCUGAAUGGCAGUCUUAGCUCUGGAGGUUUGUCCAAUGGUUCAGGAAGCACCAUGGAGGCACUGAGCCAGGCCUACUCAGGCAUCCAGCAGUAUGCUGCCGCUGCCCUCCCCAGCCUGUACAACCAGAGCCUGCUGUCCCAGCAGAGCAUCUCAGCAGCAGGUAGCCAAAAGGAAGGUGAGUUCUGUGGACCGGGAGGAAAAAAGGGGAUGGGGGAGCUGUGGCGGACAGUAGAGAUGAUGUGUAUGAAGAUAUUAAAAUGUAAGGUGUCAAGUGACCACAUAGAUUUUACACUACAACAAUAUAAACUACAUAUACUGUAUAUAAGCUGUAUCAAAUGAUGCCAAGUUGAAGGAUUGCAAUGUUAAUUGGAGAAACAGUUAUGAACAAUUAAAUUAAAAACAAUACAACAUCCUAAUUUACUAUUGAAAGUAUCAAGAAGCACCAAUGCUGAUGACAGUCAGCGCUCAGGUGAAGUGAAUAAAUCAGCAAAACUGAGAAAUGAAGAAUAAGGAAAAAAAAACCACAAGUCCUCACCUGAAGUGUGUAUAGUAUGUAAGUCAAAUAUCCAUUAUCUACCCUUGCAGUGUAUACAAACAAAAUACAAAGUUUUUAUUAGCUUUCAUAUUUGGCCUACAGUCACACUAACAUACCUGCUCAGUCAGCUGCUAAAGUGUCUUUUUGUAAGUAAAAGAAAGAAGGCUAAUAAAGAGCAUUACUCAUGAUGAAAUUAAUACCUGACCCUAAAAAAGCUAGUGAGAUCCCACAUGCUUGUUCUGUGUUGUUUAAGUGCUGUUGAGGGCAGCCUGGUCUGUGCUGUGUGGAGGUGUUACUCUUUUAAGAUUUCUGUCUUGUUUUAAAUCUGCUGCGUCAGCCGGCGACACUCACACCACUGGUAAGACAUCCCUACCUUCUUUCCCCAAAUGAUCAUGUCAACAGCUCUCAAAGCAGACUGGAGUCCAUAACAGAGGGCUUGUCCUUGCUGUCAGGGCAAAGCUGCAGUCUGAUUCAUUUGCUCAAGGAUGUUAGUUGAUGCUUUUAUUUUAGCUGAAGGUUCCUCUGUCAGGAUCUUGGCUUUUACAGUUCAAUAUUAGCUGCACAAAGCAAAUGAGGUGAAUGUGAUUGGCUCUAUGAACAUAGUUUGUAAUGUAUUGCACCACCACCCCUAGAAUGUGGAUUAAUGGAGAAACUUGCCAGCCUCAUCAUACAGCCUCAACUCCAGAAACCAUAGCUAUCAUGGUGUAUCCUUUUCUACCACGGCAUGUUUUUGGGUCAUAUUUACCUGCAUGAUCAUCUGGGUGCAGUGUAGAAAGAAUUGUAUGCUACAGCAAGACAUUGUGCCAGCCAUUUUGUCUCACUGUGCCAGUCCCUGAACAGGAAUGAGUAACUCUGGGUACAGCGAAAAGGCUCCUGGAACAUCACACUUCCUCCUCUGUGUUUGAGAGUUGUUGUAACACUGAUGAGCAAACUUUUCACAUAUUUACGACAGUGCUCUCCUGAUGAUCUGAUGAUUUCAGAGUUGGAUUAAUUUCUUUACAAGGCCCUGUUCCCACCAUGUUUACUUUGAAAAACUGUUAGGUAUGGGGUAUCUGAGUAAAAGUAUGGAAUAAGGUUAAGGUCGUACCUAUAACGGAGGGAUAACUGAAGGCUCGGGUUUGUGGGAUACUCAUAGAGAGGAAGUUUCACUCUCUGUUGUCCAUUUAGGAUGAUUUAGAAUUCACGAAAAGCUUAGGGAAACAUAACUUACUCUGCUGAAUGGCAGAAACUCUUUUGCUCAUUAUUCUGUCUCAUUUAUGUUUCGUUUCCACAAGUCUAUUCCCACUAUGAUAUGCCUUGUCAGAUCUAUGUUGUACUGUUUUACUGUGGUUUAAGUAAAAAAAAGAUGAUGCAGAGCUGGGGACCUGUAACGUCUCCAGUGAUCCAUCAGUGUGGUCUCAAGGCCUGGCAUGCUCCAUGUAAGCUUUGACUCUUGUACAGCCACCUCAGCUGUUAAGCAUGAAAAAAGACCACAUAUGGUCUGCUGACUUGCAGAAACAUAUCUGUUACCAUGGUGGCUUUGUACGACCAGACCUUUUCAUAUUAGAGCUUUUUUCUUGUAUAACAGCCAACACAAACACAUCCAGGACAAUCCUGCUCCUGCUGCAUCUGAUGAGCGCUCCAGUCUGCAAAAUCAUAUUCUUUUGUACUUUGAUAUGUUUUGACAACAAACUCCCUGCCUCAGGAGAGUUUGUAGUCAAAAACAUAUCAAGGUAACAAAUAAGUAUCCCACUGCUCUGGAUAUAAGACAUAUUUGUCCUAAAGAUUACCUGGUGUUUUCUGGUAGACAGAUCAGGACUGCAGGCAGACCAGUUUUUCAGCAGGACUCCCCUCCUUUAGAGCCAUGCUGUUGUAAUCCCUGUUGUCAGAAUGUGGUUUGUCAUUGUCUUGCUGAAAUAUGAAGGUCUUCCCUGAAAAAGCCUUUUUCUGGGUUGAAGCAUAUUUUCCCUAAAGCCCUGAUGACGCCUCCCCAGAUGUGAGAGCUGCCCCUGCUGUAAGCACAAAUCCCCCACUACAUCAAGGAUGCUGGUUUUUGAACUAUGUGCUGUUGCUGCUUAACAAGCUGGGAGCUUUGUUGUGACUCAAAAUUAUGAAAUUGAAAUCACAACACCACGGGAUAGUUUUCAACUCUGUACAUCUCUGCCCCAGUUCAUCUUAAAUGGGCAGAGGCCAGUAUUUCUGGAUCAUGUUUAGAUCUGGUCCCUCUUUGCAUGGUACAGCUUUAACCUGCACUUCUAUCUCACAAAAGUAACAAAUCAAACAACACAAACGUGUAUUUGAAAAAGAUCAUGUAUUUGGCAGGAUUGAAACAAACUUCAAGGAUGAGAAAAGCAGCACAGGGUUCAAUCAUUAGUUUAGAAGCUGGAAGACUUUUUGAACCACUUUUCGUACCCUUGUUAUAAGUUGUUGAAAUUGGUUUAAUGUGACUGUUUUUAAUGUGUUUCUUUUUUUAAUGGCUCGUCACUUGGCAGGUCCAGAGGGUGCCAAUUUAUUCAUUUACCACCUGCCACAGGAGUUUGGGGACCAGGACCUGCUUCAGAUGUUUAUGCCCUUUGGAAAUGUCAUCUCCGCGAAAGUCUUCAUUGACAAACAGACAAACCUCAGCAAGUGUUUCGGUGAGUUCAGCCAAGUCAGUAACACCAAGCAAAAAACUCUGACCCCCCCGUGACCCUGAGGAGCUGUUCAAAUCUAUCCAACUAGAGCUUCAGUUGAUCAUGACUGUUUUUUAGCUUGUUCACUGGCAGCACUCUGAACCCUGACUUUCAGAUCAGUUUUGCCUCUUUGUCUGUGAUUGUGUGUGGUCUCAGUGGAAGGACUUGUAAAUACCAAUCUAUUACUGUCAGUGGUCAAAAGCACUUGUAGCAGAUGCAGUCUAAAUGUGCGCAAUUUCCCAGUCAGACUACGUUUUAGCAUGUUUGGCAGCUUCUCCGCUCUCCUUCAAUACUUAACCAGCUUCAGAAACUGUUUUCCCAUCAGGAAAGUAGGUAUGACUACAUGGCAGGGUGAAUCAAAUAGACCAAGCUUUCCGGCUGUAGUGAGAAGAUCUGCUGAGAUAUCAUAACAUAUAAGCGAUAUUUUAAACAUCACACAUUACUCUCCUGAGUGUCUUCAUCUUUUUUCUUCAGGCUUUGUGAGCUAUGACAACCCUGUGUCAUCCCAGGCAGCCAUCCAGUCAAUGAACGGUUUCCAGAUCGGUAUGAAGAGGCUGAAGGUGCAGCUGAAGCGCUCUAAGAACGACAGCAAGCCUUACUGAAGGUGCUGAAACACGUCAGACUUAGUUAGGCAGGGCGGUGUUAUGGUAAGUGGAGUUUGAGACCAGUCCAGUCAGUACAAGUCUGUGCAUGAGGGUGAUGAGGCUGCACUGCUUUUCCUGGUCAUUUCUGUAACAUGCCCAGGCAUAGAGACACUUGAAUCUAUAUGCAAGAUUUUUCAAGCUAGACUGGAUAUCGUCGAUGUUUUGUGUGAUUAAUGCACUUUGUUAUCGUUAGAACAAAUAAGAUAAACAGGUGUUUUUUUUUGUUUUUUUUUUAAAUUUAAUUUAAGUUGAAAUGUUAUCAGUUUGCUGUGGUACAUAGUGCACAUAUGGGUUGAUUGUUAGGAUGUGUUGCAUAUUGACAUUCAGGAGUCAGAUUCAUCUGUUUUUCUCCCCGUGAUCAUCCUGUGCACCACUCGGACCUAGAAUAAAGGUCUGGAUAAUACAGAGCUCCCUUAGAUGAGGAAUAACCAAAAUCCCUGUUAGUUUUCAUUUUUACAAAGCAAAGCCUGUGCUUCCUCACACUGACGUUUGAGUUAUCUACAUUAUUUUCUAAAACGAAGCCAACGGAUGAAGUGUCACCUUGAUUCGAUGAACUGUUCAGGGUAAAGCUCAGAAGCUUCUAAAGAGCUCCACCAAAUCAUGCACAUAGCAGUGAAACAAACAAGUAUUUGUCCUCAUUCUGUGUUUGCAAAACUCCAUUUACUUCUCUCAUGCAUGAAAAACACACUACACAUUGAGAUUAUAUCGAUCUCAAAUAUUUUUUUUGUCAUUGAUUUCUGGCAUGAAAUGAAUUUCUGCACACAGACUGUUUUUUUUCUUCAUCUUUUUGCCAGUUAGACACACAUUUCAAACACAAUCUAAACUGACUCGGGUCUAUAAGUUGUAGAGCAAACACCUUUUUUGAGGACUAGGCUUGUGACUCUCUAAAAACAGGUUGUUUUGCUUACAUGGGUGCUUUAAAAGGACAUUGAUGUUUAUGCUUCUGCAAAGGGAUCCUAUUUCUCUACAACAAAAGGAAACUGAAAUACAACACUGAUGUAAAAAAACCAGAGUCAAGAUUAACCUUACUUAGAAUGAGAUGCUGAUAGUAAUUGUUAUGCAUUUGUAUUAAAAAAAGAUGACCUAAGUAAACUGGACAGCCAUCCAACUCACAUGAUCUAACAAUCAGUAAGACACAAGUCACUUUUCCAGGGUAAAAUAUCUUGAUUUUAGGGAGUCACAGCUAAUCAAGGGCACAUGUGGUGGUGGGCCUACUGCAUUUUGAUUGGUCGGGGGCUGGAGUGAUGUGGAAAACUUGCAGCCCGAGCAUGUGUUACAACAAAAUUUGCUAUAACAACAUCCCACAGUUACUGUUCUGCUGGCUUGUGGCUGGCUAGUUAAUUUAGGGCUACUAUGUCUCUCACUGAAUAUCUUUUGUGAUCAGAGGAUUCAAACACAUGCUGAAUUGCUGAAGACAAAACUGUCAGCCGCAUAGAAAUCAUCUGUUUUUAUAGAGCUUGGAAGCAAGACAAUGAGAUGUAUAUUUAAACUAUGAUGCCUUUUCUAUUUUUAUAUAGGUUUUAUACUUCUCCGUGUUUUUGGGGAACUAUUUAUUGCCUAAAUUAUUUAUCUGAACUGAGAUUAUUUUGACAGACAAAUGUAAAGUCUAACAACUCUGUUUGAUAUCCUGGUGUGUGUACUCUCCUCGCUUGUUAAGUGUAUUUUCUUUUGGUGAAGUGUACUUUCAGUUACUGUGUCUAGGAUCCAUCACUGCUGCUGCAGACUCCAAAGUAUGCCUUUCCUGGUCCAGUAGUAUGAUCCGGGUACUGUUUUUUGGCUCUGUGCAAAGGGUUUGUUUAGUAUUUAACAUGGAGGCUUUCAGAGAGGUAGAGUGCGUAUGAAUGUCAGAUUAAAUAUGUUAUAGACUUAAAUGGAAAGACAACUUUUACAGCUUCCUCAGAGCCUUUCUCAGACAAGAUAGGGUCAGCAGAAUUGUUUCAAGUGCAUACCUAUUUAAAAGAGUUUUUACUGAUUGUUUAUUGCAAAAAAAAAAAAAGAAAAAUGCCUGGGCUGAUUUUAACACUGUGUCAAUAAGCCAUUAGUCCAGCACAGUAAACUCUGAUUCCCAAGUUUACAACCCUCUCAGUACAAGAUAGAGCUUUAGCUGCAGAGAUAUCAGUAGACAAACAAAAGCAUUAGUUCAAGUAAACAGGAGUUUUCCCAUGAUUAGUGUAGAAAAGUGCUGACACUUUCAAGACCUAACCAAGUAAUCAGGUGGUUUUAAAUAAAACCGAUGACAAAAACAAACAAAAAAUUAAAAUCGUUAAAGAUCUAAAUAAAAUUUAGGAAAUUUGACAGCAAGUUCAAAGUUGUAUCAAGUUUAUAAAUUUAAAAAGCGGUAGAGGGUUGGGUGUAAAGUUUGCAUAUGUCCAUGUCCAGGUCUGGACCUCUAAAUUCAGAAAGCCAAAACGCUCAUUCCUCUUUCAGUCAUUAAAGUUUGUGGUGUCUAGGAGUGCAAAAUGUCUAGGAGCAUAAUAAUGAUAGCUCUGCAAAUGUUUCAUAUUAUAAACGAGCAAAUAUUCAUGUAGAUGAUUGUUUAGAGACAUGAGGAUCCAGUGCAGGUGAGCAUAGACUGAGCUGUAGCUCUGUUAGCUUUAUCAGCUGAGAUAUGGUGUCCUGGUCUGUAGCAGCUUUAACUGAGGGGGCUUGGUGUGACCUGCAUGUUGUGCAUUACUGUUGCCGGUGGCAUGUGGCUCAUCCUCACUCUGUCAGUGACUCAGAUGGUUGAGUGUAGUGUGGGAGAUGAUGCUUCUCUGCCUCUUUCCUCUCUCCUGUCUGUGCUCCAUUACUGUUUAACCCAGGUCUAUUUCCUUGUUGUGCUUUUUCUUCUUGUUUUCUCUAGAUCUCUACCUGUUUGCCCUUACAUGUUGAUGUGACGUCACAGUUCAUCGUCCAGUCCUUGUCUUCUACACUUGUCUGUCCUAUAGUCAUGAACACUGAUAAUCACCUAGACCUAGUUGUUUUUGACAUUGAAAAACAAUGAUGUUGGAACAUACUGUUUUGUUGGUUCCCAUUUGUCAUCUGUGCUGCCAGCUGUGGCACUAGAAAGACUGUCGCUGAACAUGUUGGAAAGUUCAAAAUCUUUCUCUAGAAAGGCAGACCAACAUGUCGAUAGCUUUUUCUUUUCCAUCUCCUGUGUAAUCAGACUGCCCUCCCCUCCCUGUGCCCCAUCCUCUCCUUUUUGUUUUGUUUUGUUUUGGUUUGUUUUUUCUUUUCUAUUUUUCUUGUGAGUGAAAGCAGCUAACAUCUUUCUAGUUGACGUUUGACUAAGUGUUGGUUGUGUUGUGUGUUGCUGGAGUUUUCAUGCAACCUAGUUACCAUUUGUUUUUGGGACUUUUGUUCCAGCCAAGGGUUCCCCCCUCUCAAGUUCUUGUAAACUGGUGUGAGAAGGAGGUAGCUUUAAUUGUCUAUGUAAAUAAAAGGUAGGUUUCACCUUUGCCUCACAAUCCCAAGCACACAAUGCAGUUCUGCUUUUUUUUGUGGACAAAACAGACAAAGAUUUUUGUCACUAUAUAUUAAGGUUGCAUGUUUUUUAUAUAACUGCACUGAAAUUCUUGGCAAAAAUGUCAUCUAGUUUGUGUAAGUUAAAAAUGGUGAAUAAAAUGGUGCCAAAUGUUUUGCACAAUCCGUAUUCUCCCCUUUGACUGGUCUCCAGCUCGACCCACACUGAACUGUUAAACCUCAUGAGACUUGGUUUUGUCUUAAAACUAUGAGAUGAUGAAAACACCACACCACACACUCAGGAUGAAUUUCCACCUAGUGGUCCCAUUUAUUUCUGUACAGCGUGGUACGAUAGACCUGUACUCUCUCCUGGUGAUCACGCAGGAAGCAUACUGGAUGUGUGACAGCCUCGGCACAGCUGGAUUUUUGGCAUGCAUGAUAAUAAAGUAGACUGUUCAUUCAGCCAGCAUGAGCAACGCGUUACAAGGGAUGGGGAUCUAUAACCCGGUCCAUUAAAAACCUAAUAACACAUUUAGCAAAACUUGAAAAUCAACUACUUUUGAGCAUUUCAAGUGUAAGGGGUGUCAAGGGUCCUGUGGAGAAACACACACAGACUGUGUAAUAAGUUUCUAAAAAGCAAACGGGUAUAAAUGUUCGCAAAUUUUUGUAUUAAGAUGCAGCGAUGGCUGAAUGUGCAAGGUGGUCCAGAGUGGGACUACAUGAUACUGAAGCUGAAGAUGAGGAUGAAGUUCAUGAUACAAAAUCAUUUCUUGAAAUGGGAGAACAAAACCUCCCUGACCACACACAAAAGCACUGUUGAGCUUUGGGGUUAUCUGGUGAGUAUAGUAACUUCCCUCUAUCUGAGCUGACUGUGACCUUUAACAGUUGGCUGCAUCAACAGUAAAACAACCUGAGUUGCCUCUUCACCAGUCUGAGCAGCACCGAUACUGUCAGUAUCAGCCUUUUCUGUGGGCAUCUCUCCAAACUUUUGACAAUGGAAACAAAAAAAAUCACAUUCUGUACUAACCCAGACCUCUCAGUGGAAAUGCACCUCAAUAGAUUCCAUUCAGCGACCACCCAGGUCAACUCGAUGGUCUCUAAACUAGAAAUCUUGCAAAACUUUUAGUCAAGCAUGAUUUUAGAGUGAAGGGACUGGCACAGAUAAACAGUGACAAUCCACAGAUGGCUUGCACAGCUGUCCUUUAGAGUUCCUUUACACAACAGGAUAUAAGACUGAAAACAUUAAACACAUGGAAAUAGCUGUUUGGUAUCAGUGCAUCCAUGAUGGUUUUCUCUUUUUUAGCAGUUCAGGAGAAGUAAGAUUUUUCUUCUGUUACACUCUUUUCAUCUUUCACCAUGUCAGUGUGGGACACCUAUAGAGUAGGUUUGCAUGAUUGGCAGCUCAAAAAAAUUGAUUUUUACCUGUGAAAGAGCUGCCGGGUAACAACAGAAAGAGAACACCCAUGGAAAAUAUCAAGAUCUGCUGCGCUCAGAGCUCAAAACAAGGGAUCUACUCAUAAGCAGCUUGUGUCAUUUCAUUGCAGUCAGAAAUUAAUAUUAAACUCUUAUUUGGCAAUAUUAACAUAGAGAAUUUUAACCAUACAACUGUGUAAAACAGGGACGACAUGGCAGUUUACCAAAGGUACUGGCUGCAGUAUGGGUCAUACUGUGUCCAACUGUCACGGUAGAUACAUUUUUCUCAAACAUAAUGAGUUUUUAACAUGAUUCAUAUUCCAAUUCUGAAUUUUUCCAGAAAAUUUAGUUUAAAUUUUUUUUAUAAAGAGGGUAUAACACCAUGGUUGAUGGCUCCAUUGAAAAGUAAAGCACCUGCAGCUGGUGUGUCAGGUUAUCGGAAAAGAGGAGGAGAAAUGGUGAAAAAAUAUAACAAACAGUAUCACAGAGUCAUUGAAUGCAUCAUACCCACCGAAGGAUUUGCUCUGCUGUGGACUGCACCCAUUUGAGGGAUCCUUGGUGUUUCCUCCUAGAAUUCCCUUUCCUUUUUAUGGCUAAGAUUACAUAGCGCUCUUCACCAACAUCAUAUUGCCUCUGUAAGUAUCCUUUUUUCUCACCGUAAUGAAAUGGUGAAGUUACUUCAUUUUCAGCCUUUUUGUUCAGCUUAAAAUGUCAAAUACUGCUGAAGCUUCUCAGCAAAACACCCUCUUGGUUAAGGUGGUAUUUAAAGAGGGGGUUGUGGCUCAAGGGUAGAGUCUGUCACACUUAGGGGUUCAAUCCCAGGAUGAACUGUCCACAUGCGGAGCUGUCCUAAGCCAAGACAACCCCAACCUGCCCCCUCUUGAUUUGUCUCAGUGGUGUGUGAAUGGGAUCAGUUAAGGCUGAUGGUGUGUUAAACUGCAUCCUCAGUGUGUGACUGUGGAGUGAAUGUGAUGUGAUGUAAAAAAGCUUUGAGGGGUCAGAAAACUAGAGAACGGGCUACAGAAACACAGUCCACGUCCACUGAUUUAUGUGUCCCCAGUGAUGAUUUUGUUUCAUUGCAGUCUCACUGUUAUCUCUGCUCUUUGAUCAUGUGAUCUUCUCUGCUUGGUGUUUUUGUUUUUCAUACAAAUAAACUGUUAAAGAGAAAAA